Messenger RNA from Myotis lucifugus (little brown bat), 1060 nucleotides. RefSeq names its product probable threonine protease PRSS50. NCBI's taxonomy places the organism in Eukaryota, Metazoa, Chordata, Mammalia, Chiroptera, Vespertilionidae. The transcript has 5 exons. Gene Ontology annotation, biological process: proteolysis. Gene Ontology annotation, cellular component: endoplasmic reticulum. The record is from RefSeq and is a predicted model, not a curated record. Bases 1 to 1044 code for a protein of 347 amino acids. Gene Ontology annotation, molecular function: threonine-type endopeptidase activity; serine-type endopeptidase activity.
AUGGGGACCAGCGGCGCCGGGCACCAGCUGUCCAUGGCGUGCGGGCUGGGAGACCUUCACGGCCUCUCAUCUCCAUUAUCUUUUGCCAGAAUUGGGAACCCACUCAUUGUGGAAGCCGAGGGCUGCCUUGCCGCUGUCUACACGGGCCGGGCCGGCGUGGCCCCUUCUCUGUCUCUUUCCUCAGAGCCCUGGUUCUGGGGCUGUGGUCAGACCAACCUGUCCUGCAAGAUGGUGAAGGGGAAGCUGGUGGAGGCAGGCAAGUGGCCCUGGCAGGUGAGCAUCCUGUUCCUGGGCAUGUACAUCUGCAGUGGCUCCGUCAUCCACCACCAGUGGGUCCUCACGGCCGCGCACUGCCUGGAGAGGGAAAAUGUCACCUACUCCGUGCGGGUGGGGAGCCCCUGGAUUGACCAGAAGGCUCAGACUACGGCCGACGUCCGGGUGCACCAGGUCAUCCUGAACAGCCAGUUCCGGGCCCAUCGCUAUUGGUCCUGGGUGGGCCAGGCCAACAACAUUGCCCUGCUGCAGCUCGAGAGAACGCUCACCUACAGCAAGUACGUCUGGCCCAUCUGCCUGCCCGGCCUGGACUACAGGGUGAAGGACUUCUCCCUCUGCACCGUGACAGGCUGGGGGCUCCCCAGGGCGAACGGCACGUGGCCGCAGUUCCGGACCAUCCGGGAGAAGGAGGUCACGAUCAUGAACAGCAAGCAGUGUGAGGACUUCUACCACCGAUUCUCCAAAAUCCCCUCCCUGGUUCGGGUCAUCAACUCCCAGAUGAUCUGUGUGCAGGACACCGACAGGAAGCACUUCUGCUAUGAGACCAGUGGGGAGCCCCUGUCCUGUCCUGUGCAGGACACGUGGUUCCUGGUGGGGAUAGUGAGCUGGGGCCCCGGCUGCGGCCAGAACGAGGCCCCGCCCAUCUACCUGCGCAUCUCCACCUACCAACACUGGAUCUGGAAGCGCAUCAACGGGCAGCCUCUGCCAGCCCCGUCCAGGGCCCUGCUCCUGGCACUGUCGCUGCCCCUCAGCCUCCUUGCUGCCUGCUGAUGCUCCCAGGCCAUCU